Ciona intestinalis (vase tunicate) is the source of this 891-nucleotide messenger RNA. Its product is annotated as methyltransferase-like protein 27. Gene Ontology annotation, molecular function: S-adenosylmethionine-dependent methyltransferase activity. NCBI's taxonomy places the organism in Eukaryota, Metazoa, Chordata, Ascidiacea, Phlebobranchia, Cionidae. The record is from RefSeq and is a predicted model, not a curated record.
AUAAUAGAGUAUACCUUGUCAACUUUAACAACAUGACACAGAAAAAACUGGACGUGGUGUAUAAGAGGGAAUUUAUUAAUUUUCCUAAAAGAAUUGGUCCUGCGGCUGUGAGAGAGUUUUACAACCAAAUGGGGAUUGAUUACGAUAACGAUAUGGAAAUUAUGACGUACAUCGCUCCUGAUGUUGCCGCACAGAAAGCAGCUUCGCUUGUGUCAGAUAAACAAAAGGAAAACUUUAAACUACUGGAUCUUGGAGCAGGUACUGGGCUUGCAGGUGCCGCUCUCCGCCGUGCUGGUUUUCUUGGUAACAUAAGCGCACUUGAUGGGUCAGCUGGAAUGCUCAAAGUUGCCAUGGAGAAAGGUAUAUACAGCGAUUCAACCGAGCAUAUUUUGACUUCAUCAAACCCACUUCCUUAUUCGGAUCAUUCGUUCGACAUGGUUGUCAGUGUCGGUGCGUUUGGGAAAAGUAUGAUGGAACCAGAUUGCUUACAGGAAGUUCUGCGGGUUUUAAAACCUCAUUCUUACAUGAUCAUCACGGUUCGAAUGUAUAGCGAAGUACAAGAUUACAAAGUUCGUUUUUACGACGAACUUGAUCGACUUGAAGCUGCCGGUUUGAUGAAGAUUUGUUCAAGUGAGAAAUUCCCUUAUUACAAAUGGGAUGAAAUUUCAGAUGAUUUUAAAGUGAAACUUGCCGAUCAAUACGGAGAAGUUCUGGAGCUACAGAAGCUUUAUAUCAAUUAGGAUGCCUUUUUCCAAGUCAAAUCAAAAUAUAUUAGAUGUGAAACUACCAUAUACAUCAAAACUACCGUAUACUGUACCAGAAAGGAAAACAGUAAUCUUUUAUUCUGGUUCAUUCUAGCACCGAAAAACACAAUAUAAUCUUAAACUGACA